This is a messenger RNA of Bipolaris sorokiniana ND90Pr, 975 nucleotides long. RefSeq lists its product as uncharacterized. The transcript has a single exon. Lineage: Eukaryota; Fungi; Ascomycota; Dothideomycetes; Pleosporales; Pleosporaceae. The record is from RefSeq and is a predicted model, not a curated record. The coding region runs from base 1 to 975 and encodes 324 amino acids.
AUGAGUGUCUACGGUGGGUCGGUGCUCAACUGGACGAGUGUGACUGGUUGUGUAGGCAUCCCAAACCUGCAGCUCAAGAUGAUCAACGAUCCCGAACGCGAAGAUGCCAUAGGUACCAUCUACAACGAAGCCGAACCUCCAUCUCGAUUACGCCUCAUGAUAGGGACAUACAAGAAUCAGACGAUAUGUGAAGUUCGUACAGAAUAUGUUCAGGCUCAGAUCCGUUGCUCCAGGGCCGCAGACAAUGCUGAUCUUGCUUGUUUUGUCGAAAGAAUGCGGCAUGACCCAAGUUUUGCUGGUUCCGGGAAUCUUAUGGCGCUUGAUAUUGGUCUGAAUUACACGAUACUUCAGCAGAUCCCCUGGACCUUUGCAAGCAGUCAUCCAGGUGAACCCAGUAUCUUGGAAAUGUGGCUGAAAGACCCCACUACAGCUUUCAAUACCGACGAAUUUCUCAAUAUAGGAAACGUCGAGUUCUGGUACAAGGAUAUCUCGCUUGGGCUCUUUGCGGAUCGAUUGGCAAUGGUGUUGAACACUCAUCUUCGCGCUUCCUUACAGAUGAGCUACAUUGUCGGAAGUGAUGGAUUGGCCCUCAAGAACGAAAGCCAGUCAUGGGCGCAGGCUAAUGGUACAUGGGCCGAAAAAAUCAGUCUGCGUUAUCAGUUGAAUAAGGUUUGGUUUCUACUCUAUCUUCUCUCAGCCAUUGUCCGAGUCAUAUGCGCGUUGGCAAACAUUGUACUCAGAACAAUCAUUCAUAUACCGGACUUCCUAGACAGCGUAUCGACGUUGACAAGGGACUCGAACUACAUACACGUUGCGACACCCGGUAGUACUCUAAACGGGAUAGAUCGAUCAAAGCUACUACGAGACAAACAUAUCAUGGUGCAAGAUGUCCAGCCCGAGAAUGAAGUUGGAAGACUCGCCUUAAGCGAUUCUCUACGUUCAAUCUCGGUUCAGCAAGAUCGAAUAUAUAUCUAG